This is a messenger RNA of Macadamia integrifolia, 2443 nucleotides long. RefSeq names its product cysteine-rich receptor-like protein kinase 10. The record is from RefSeq and is a predicted model, not a curated record. Gene Ontology annotation, molecular function: ATP binding; protein kinase activity. Gene Ontology annotation, biological process: protein phosphorylation. The transcript has 7 exons. The coding region runs from base 250 to 2280 and encodes 676 amino acids. NCBI's taxonomy places the organism in Eukaryota, Viridiplantae, Streptophyta, Magnoliopsida, Proteales, Proteaceae.
UUUCCCUCCCAAUGAAUAUUCAAUUGGUGACAGAGUUAAUAAUUCAUCCCCUACUACCUAACAACUCAUCUUCCAUCAUCUAUGCUUAUCUUCAUUAUUUUCUAAUGAUCAAUAAUUAAUCAUUUCAGAAGCAGCCAGGGUGGUGGGUGAUUGAGGAAAGGAAAGAGAGACUUCAACCUUCUGCACAGAUGCAGACAUAGAUGAUGCAUCUAUACAAAUCAGAGAGAAAUUCCAGCAAAAGCCACAACAAUGGAUUACACUGGAUUGCUCUUCCUUCUUUCUUUCAGUCUCCUCUGUUUGUUGAGCCAGAGUACUCUGCAACCAAACUUUGCAGCCAAUUCCUGCUCUGGAAAUAAUUACACUUCUAACAGCAUAUACCAUACCAACCUCAAUCUUCUACUCUCUUCUCUAUCCUCUAAUGCUACCAACAGUACUGGAUUCUACAACACAACAAUUGUCAAGAAUUCCAGAACAGUCUAUGGUCUCUAUCUGUGCAGAGGCGAUAUUACCUCCCAAGAAUGUCAAAAUUGUGUUACGACGGUUAGCUCAAAUAUCACAACUUAUUGUCCCAACGAGACAGUCGCGAUAGUAUGGUAUGACAUAUGCAUGUUAAGGUACUCAGAUCAGUUCAUCUUCUCAACUAUGCAAGAGGAUCCAACUUGGUUUUUGUGGAAUGUCAAUAAUGUGUCCAACCCAAGUCAAUUUAAUCAGAGUUUGGGGACUUUAAUGAAUAGCCUUGUGAACAAGGCUGCCUUUGGCUCUUCCACUCGUUUGUUUGCAGUUGGGACUGCUAAUUAUACAAAUAGCUUUGAGAAGAUAUAUGGGUUAGUGCAGUGUACUCCUGAUAUAACUCAGAAUGAUUGCUAUAGAUGCUUAGUUGCAGCUGUUGCCUAUAUCCCAAGUUGUUGCAAUGGAAAGCGAGGUGCUAGAGUUCUCAUGCCCAGCUGUAAUUUGAGAUAUGAACUCAAUGACCCUUUCUAUGAAUCAAUUGCUUCUCCACCACCUCCAUCACCUUCUGCAACUCCUCCUCCUCCUCAUUCCCCUCCGACGACAACAAACAAUACAGUAACAUCAGAGAAACAAGGAAAAUCGUCGACGAAUAUAGUUGCCAUUGUUGUACCGGUUGCUGCGGCAGGGGUGAUUCUUUUAUCUGUUCUCAUGUAUUGUUUGGUAAUUCGGAAGAAAAGGCAGGAUCCAUCAAUGGAGAAUGGUGGGAAUGCAAUUAGAAGUGUAGAAUCAUUGCAAUUUGAUUUCAGUGCAAUCGUCGCAGCCACGAACAACUUCGCAGAUGUUAAUAAGAUUGGUGAAGGAGGAUUUGGUGAAGUUUUCAAGGGUGAACUUCCUAAUGGACAAGAAAUUGCUGUGAAGAGGCUCUCAAGAAACUCAGGGCAAGGUGCAGAAGAAUUUAAGAAUGAGGUUGUGCUAGUGGCAAAGCUUCAACACCGGAAUCUGGUCAGGCUCUUGGGUUUUUGCUUGGAGGGAGAGGAAAAGAUACUUAUCUAUGAGUUUGUACCCAACAAAAGCCUUGACUACAUCCUAUUUGAUCCUGAGAAAUAUGUUAAGUUAGAUUGGCAGAAACGUUACAAGAUCAUAGGAGGGAUUGCUCGAGGACUUCUUUAUCUUCAUGAAGAUUCCCGCCUUCGAAUUAUUCAUAGAGAUCUCAAAGCCAGCAACAUCUUGUUAGAUGACGAAAUGAAUCCCAAGAUUUCAGACUUUGGAAUGGCAAGAAUUUUUGGGGUGGACCAAACUCAAGCAAAUACAAAUAGAAUAGUUGGGACAUAUGGUUACAUGUCUCCUGAGUAUGCAAUGCAUGGGCAAUUCUCAGUCAAAUCAGAUGUGUUCAGCUUUGGUGUAAUAGUUUUAGAGAUUCUUACUGGAAAGAAGAACAGUAGUUUCUAUCAAUCAAACUAUGCUGAGGACAUUUUAAGCUAUGUAUGGAGACAUUGGAAUGAAGGAACAGCCAUUGAGUUGGUUGAUCCAAUUAUGAGAGAAAAUUGUUCAAGAAGUGAAGUUAUGAGAUGCAUUCAUAUUGGGUUAUUGUGUGUUCAGGAUGAUGUAGCUGAUAGACCCACUAUGGCAUCUGUGGUUCUUAUGUUGAACAGCUACUCAGUUACUCUUGCAUUGCCCUCACAACCAGCAUUUUUCGUUCAAAGCAGAAUGGGACCAAGCGUCAUUAUAGAAGGGAUAGAAACAGAGGAAGCUAAAUUAGAUCAAUCUAAAAGCAGGUCAAUACCAUUUUCUGUCAAUGAAGUGUCGAUCACCGAGUUAGAGCCUCGAUAAUGUGAGUGGAUUAAGGGCAAUUUUUUUUGGGUAAUUACUCCAUUGGACACACCUAUGGGUGUUCCUUCUUUUUUUUUGAUAAAAGUUUGUGGCACUUUAUGCUUUGUAUUUUCACUUGUUUUUCCCUUUUCACCAGAAAAAAAUAAAGAUAAAUUUUGUGAAA